CCCAUACCCCAUAUCUGACCCCAUAUCUAACCCCAUAUCUGCCCCCAGCACGCAUCGAAGGCCUCUCCAAUCCUUCUUCUAUACUCCACUCCCCACUUGGAACUUUUCUCCACCUGGCUAUUUCGUCUCAAGGAGCUUAGCUAUUCGCAAUGGCCACCGAAAACACUCAUAGCGACUUGGAGAAGAACAACGGCCCCGAGGCCAAGGAGAUCGAAGAGGGACACUUGAAGGAUGAGGUAGCUAAUACCGCCCUCGCUUCUUCCGCCCCCGAGCGAAAUUUGCUAUGGAGGCAAGACAAGCGCAUCGUGCCCCUGGCCGCGGGUAUCUACUUCCUCUGCUAUUUAGACCGUUCCAACAUCGGCAACGCCAAAGUCCUCAAUUCAGCGAGCCAUAAUGAUAUGCAGUCCGAGACUGAUACUUCGAAUUACGAGUUCAACAUCGCGCUCAUGAUCUUCCUGAUCGGCUACUUCUUAUUCGAAGUCCCGUCAAAUAUUCUACUCAAGAAGCUUCGCCCGUCUAGAUGGCUUGCCUUCCUUAUGUGUUCUUGGGGUGUUAUUACCAUUGGCAUGGGCGGUGUCCACAACUAUGCCCAGAUGACCGGCGUCCGUUUCCUACUAGGCGCCUUCGAAGCCGGUCUUUUCCCCGGGCUAGUGUAUUAUUUAACAUUUUGGUAUAAGAGCGACGAGCGUAGUGUUCGAGUAGCUUUCAUCCUCGCAAGCGCCACUCUUGCCGGUGCCUUCGGCGGAGCAAUCGCUUAUGGAGUCGGCCACAUGAACCAGACGCGCGGCUUGUCUGCUUGGAGGUGGCUUUUUAUGCUCGAAGGUAUCCCUUCAUGUCUAUCAGGAAUUCUCGUAUGGUUCUUCCUACCAGACUACCCGGAGAGAGCUUCCUGGCUCUCAGAAACCGAGAAGGAUUUGGCCGCGCAGCGAUUGUAUCUUGAAGGCGCUAAAGGCUCAGCUUCUUCUAUGACAUGGAGCGAUGUCAAAGACACGCUUACAGACUGGCGGCUAUGCGGGCACUACGCUAUCUACUUCGCGGUCUCAUUGCCAUUUAGUUCUCUCUCAUUAUUCUCACCUUCGAUCGUCGCUGGUCUAGGCUUCCACGAUCUAGAGGCUCAAUUAAUGACAGUGCCUCCAUGGGCCGCUGCUUAUGUAUUCCAAAUUCUCCUCUCAUGGUCGGCGGAUCAUUUUAACGCUAGAGGUUAUCAUUGUGCUAUUGCCUCAUUAAUCGGUGCAGCGGGCUUCCUGGCUUCUGCUGUGCUACCGCCCGAUGCUUACACUCAUCGAUAUGGCUGCUUGAUCGUCGGGACCGCUGGAGCGUUCGGAUGCAUUCCGCCGAUGCUUGGCUGGCUGACCUCGAACAUGUGGAGCACGGCGUCCAUUGGAUUAGCCGUGGCGCUCAAUGUCAGUAUUGGCGCGGGUCUCGGACAGAUUCCAGGAGUAUGGAUAUACAAGGCCGAGGAAGCAUCGAAAGGCUACCCAACUGGUCAUGGUGUGAACUGUGCCAUGCUUUUCUUCGUAGCUUUUGGUGCUCUCGGAUUGAGAUACUACUACGGGCGAAAGAAUCGCACUCUACUAAAUGGAGCCGCUGAGGGCGUAACUCCCAGACUAUACAAGUUGUGAUGUGCGCUUAUGAAAUACUGUUAGCUGUUUAUUUCAUUUUGAACGUUAGUGGUAGCUCUCAGAUUAGUAUGAGGGAGUAUAUUUAUAUCAUUUUUAAUCGUAGGAACCUUGCACCAAGAGAAUAUAUAGGCAUCUAAAUUAAUUUCCUCAGAAAAUCUAGACCAUAAGCUACCUUGGGUACC
Messenger RNA from Daldinia decipiens, 1804 nucleotides. Its product is annotated as MFS general substrate transporter. The record is from RefSeq and is a predicted model, not a curated record. Bases 150 to 1622 code for a protein of 490 amino acids. Lineage: Eukaryota; Fungi; Ascomycota; Sordariomycetes; Xylariales; Hypoxylaceae. Gene Ontology annotation, cellular component: membrane. Gene Ontology annotation, molecular function: transmembrane transporter activity. Gene Ontology annotation, biological process: transmembrane transport. The transcript is spliced from 4 exons.